AUGAAUCAAGCUCCACCAAACAGGCCUAACGAAUUACAAGCUGCAUUAUUGACUCUCACCAACACCCAAACUCAGUUCAUGACAGAGACUAGAUCUUCUAUCAGAAAUCUUGAAACUCAAGUGGGGCAGUUGGCUAAUAUGCUAAAUAAUAGAGCACAUGGAAACUUGCCUUGCAACACUGAAGUUAACCCUAAGGAGCAAGUUCAGGCAAUUACUCUGAGGAGUGGUAAACAAAUUGAGCAGUCCAGUGUACAACAGUCAGCAAUUCAGAAUAAAGAGUUGGCAGAGAAAUCUGAUACAAUUUGGAAAGAAGUUACUGAGGACCACCAGAAGGUGUUUAAAAAGCUGCAUAUUAAUAUUCCUUUUGGUGAGGCCUUGGAGCAGAUGCCCAGUUAUGUAAAAUUCAUGAAAAAAUUUCUGUCUAAGAAAAGAAAGAUGGAAGAUUAUGAAACUGUGGUGCUCACUGAAGAAUGUAGUGUAAUAUUGCAGAGGAAGCUGUCCCAAAAAAGACUUGGUUUGGGUGAGGCAAGACCAACAACAGUCACUCUACAAUUAGCAGAUCGAUCGGUGAAGCAUCCACGGGGUAUCAUUGAAGAUGUUCUUUUGAGGGUGGAUACGUUUAUUUUUCCUGCUAACUUUAUCGUUCUUGACAUGGAGGAGGAUAUGGAUGUACCUAUUAUUCUCGGUAGACCAUUUCUAGCCACAGGCCAAGCUCUCAUUGAUGUUCAAAAGGGAGAGCUUAAACUCAGAGAUCAAGGAGAUGAGGUUGUAUUAAAUGUCUUCAAGGCAAUGAAAUAUCCUGUGGCUAGUGAUAGUUGCUACUGUGUGGAUGUGAUAGAGAAAGGAGUCUCGAAAAGAAGGGUGAGUAGUGCUGCUUUAGAGGCGGUGUUAACAAGUGGUGAAGUAGAUGAUGAUGAUGCUGAGACGAGAGAAUAUGGAAACUGGAUCAAUUCUUAUCAACCAUAUAGGAAGAAGUUUGAAGAGUUAGCAGAGGGGCCUGAAAGACCAUUAACAUCCAUUCUGCAGCCACCACAGUUGGAAUUAAAGGCUCUUCCAAAUCAUUGA
Molecule: messenger RNA, 1065 nt
Organism: Humulus lupulus (European hop)
Lineage: Eukaryota; Viridiplantae; Streptophyta; Magnoliopsida; Rosales; Cannabaceae
Exons: 3
Coding region: 1-1065 (354 amino acids)
Source: RefSeq, a predicted model, not a curated record